AUGGCUGAGCUUCAAGGGGUGCUUAACCCACACAGAGCUGCAUACUACUACUUGGAAGUUGUAGGAAAGUACCCAAAGGUCCUAGUAAAAAGGAAGGAUUAUAGCAAAUUGCUAUCAAAGGAGUCAGCCGAAUACUACAAGAAAAACGUGAAGUGCCAGGACACACAUCACCUAUGUGCACUUACAAAGGGCCAGGCUAUGAACCUAAGGUGGCACCGAGAACGACGAGUGCGUAUAACGUAUUCUAUGGCGCACACAAUACUGAGAACGAGAAAGGCCCCUGCUGACUUGGUAAACACACUACUGAGAACGACAAGCUUUUCAUCGGAAGCCACAACAUAUGUUACGCCUUCAAAAAUUUGUUUAUGGUUUCACUUAAAAGUUAUUUCUCUUUCAGGCAUAAAGAUGGAAGCACUUGCCCGGAAGGAGUUUCAAGAUAAAGUUUCUGUACAGGUUAUAGAAACUGGAUUGGUGCUGCACUCUCUCCAGCCGUGGCUUGCUGGCAGCCCAGAUUGCCUCUUCCUAUCCAACCAGAAGCCAUCAUUUGUGCCAUACGUAAAAUAUGUAAAUGGUAGACUGACCCUCCUGAAGAGUCAUAAGUAUUACACACAAGUGCAGCUGCUAAUGUAUGUGUGCAACGUUCAGAGCUGCUAUUGUUUUGUUUAUUCAAGUAAGCAAAGGAUAAUAAUAGAUAUUGAAAGAGACAACAGUUUCCUGUGUGCAUCAGUGCGAGCACUAGAGGAAUUUUACUUUGCUUGGCUACUGCCAGCAUUUGCUAGAUGGCGGCGAGUGUAGU
Dermacentor andersoni is the source of this 796-nucleotide messenger RNA. The record is from RefSeq and is a predicted model, not a curated record. NCBI's taxonomy places the organism in Eukaryota, Metazoa, Arthropoda, Arachnida, Ixodida, Ixodidae.